Molecule: messenger RNA, 1320 nt
Organism: Melospiza melodia melodia
Lineage: Eukaryota; Metazoa; Chordata; Aves; Passeriformes; Passerellidae
Product: zinc finger protein 418-like
Exons: 3
Biological process (GO): regulation of transcription by RNA polymerase II
Cellular component (GO): nucleoplasm
Molecular function (GO): DNA-binding transcription repressor activity, RNA polymerase II-specific; RNA polymerase II cis-regulatory region sequence-specific DNA binding
Source: RefSeq, a predicted model, not a curated record
AUGGAGACCCCCCGAGCAUCCCCGAGGAGCUUCAGCCAGAGCUCAGAGCUGGUGGUCCAUGAGCAGCUUCAUGAUGGGGAGAAUCCCCACAAGUGCUCAGAGUGUGGGAAGAGCUUCAGGCACAGCAGCACCCUGAUCAGCCACCAGAUGAUCCACACCAGGGAAUGGGCCUACGAGUGUGGGGAAUGUGGGAAGGGCUUCAGUUACAGGUCCACCCUUGUGACCCACCAACGCAUCCACACUGGGGAGAGGCCCUACGAGUGUCCCCAGUGCCAGAAGAGCUUUCGGACCAGCUCCGAUCUCCUCAGGCACCAGCUCAUUCACACUGGGGAGAGGCCUUUCUGCUGCCCUGAGUGUGGGAAGGGCUUCAAGCGCAAGUCCCACCUCAUCAUCCACCAGCACAUCCACACUGGGGAGAGGCCCUACGAGUGCCCAACAUGUGGGAAGAGGUUUCAGACCAGCUCAAAUCUCCGUCUCCAUGAGCAGAUUCACACAGAGGGGAGGCCCUUCCGCUGCCCUGACUGUGGGAAGGGAUUCAAGCAUAAGUUCACCCUCAUCAGGCACCAGCGCAUCCACACAGGGAAGAGGCUCUUCGAGUGUCCCCAGUGUGGCCAGAGAUGGAGCCAGAGCUCGGAGCUGGUGCUCCAUGAGCAGCUCCAUGAUGGGGAGAAGCCUCACACAUGUGGAGAGUGUGGGAAGAGCUUCAGGCGGAGCUCCCACCUGAUCAGGCACCAGAGGAUCCACACUGGGGAGAAGCCCUAUGAGUGUGGGGAGUGUGGGAAGAGCUUCAGGGAGAGCUCCAGCCUGAUGGAGCACCAGAGGAUCCACACUGGAGAACGGCCCUUCGAGUGUGGGGAGUGUGGGAAGAGCUUCAGCCUGAGCUCCAACCUAAUCAAGCACCAGAGAACCCACACUGGAGAGAGGCCCUACGAGUGUGGGGAGUGUGGGAAGCGCUUCAGGUGGAGGGGCGACCUGAUCAAGCACCAGAGGAUCCACACUGGGGAGAGGCCCUUCGAGUGUGGGGAGUGUGGGAAGAGCUUCUCACAGAGCUCCCACCUGUCCUCACACCAGAGGACCCACACUGGGGAGAGGCCCUAUGAGUGUUCCAAGUGUGGGAAGGGGUUUCAGAUCAGCUCCCAUCUCAUCAGGCACUAUCAGAGUCACACAGAGGAGAGGCCCUUCCAAUGCCCUGAGUGCGGGAAGGGAUUCAGGCAGAACUUCCACCUCGUCAGGCACCGGCGCAUCCACACUGGGGAGAGGCCCUACGAGUGUCCCCAGUGUGCGAAGAGCUUCUCCAGCAGCUCUCACUUGACCCGACAC